This is a messenger RNA of Exophiala bonariae, 573 nucleotides long. RefSeq lists its product as uncharacterized. Bases 1 to 573 code for a protein of 190 amino acids. Gene Ontology annotation, biological process: transmembrane transport. The transcript is spliced from 3 exons. The record is from RefSeq and is a predicted model, not a curated record. NCBI's taxonomy places the organism in Eukaryota, Fungi, Ascomycota, Eurotiomycetes, Chaetothyriales, Herpotrichiellaceae. Gene Ontology annotation, cellular component: plasma membrane. Gene Ontology annotation, molecular function: transmembrane transporter activity.
AUGAGAUUCUACACAUUCGUCCUCUUUGGAUCCCAUGCGCUAGCUCCAUUACUCGCUGAAUUCAUCACUAAGCAUCUCGAGUGGAAGGCCGCCAUCUGGUUUGAAACAAUCGUCGUUUCUGUGACCACCGUCAUCAUAUUCUUCGGCAUGGAAGAAACAAUUUACUUUCGAUCGGUUGUUGAAAGUGUCAGUGAUGAUCCGCCCAAGUUGGUUUCCAAGGACGAAAAAGCCCAAGAAGCAAUUGAAUAUCUGGCUGGCGAAAAGGAUGGCGGGUAUGCGAGGGCCAGAGCAAAGACUUCGGAUUCUCGCAUAGCCUCUGCGGGUGGUUCAUUUCUAUGGGCCUUUGGCGCUGCCCAUCAGGUACAUUGCAUAGGAGAGAUGUUCGCGCUCCUGUUCCUCAGCUUCGGUAUGGUAGUUGGCGCAACAACGGCAUUGGCAUACAAUGUUGACUGCUUCAAAGACAUUUGUGGCGAGAAAUUGAUUCUGGUGAUGAUCGUCCGCAAUACCAUGCGCUAUAGAAUGGCCUAUGGGAUCAAACCGUGGCUACAGCGAGUGGCUUUCAGACUACUAUGA